Messenger RNA from Gambusia affinis (western mosquitofish), 3317 nucleotides. RefSeq names its product desert hedgehog signaling molecule (gene dhh). Gene Ontology annotation, molecular function: calcium ion binding; patched binding. Bases 765 to 2105 code for a protein of 446 amino acids. NCBI's taxonomy places the organism in Eukaryota, Metazoa, Chordata, Actinopteri, Cyprinodontiformes, Poeciliidae. Gene Ontology annotation, biological process: regulation of gene expression; protein autoprocessing; multicellular organism development. The record is from RefSeq and is a predicted model, not a curated record. The transcript has 3 exons.
CUCAUCCAUGAAAGGGUUAACCCUCCUGAGAUGGUAAUUGAUGUGGAAGGAGUUAGGGUCAUUGUGUUAACAUCAUAUGUUCUUUGUAUGGCUGAAUUGGAGGCGUGUGCUGUGGCGCGCAGAGGAAGGGAGGGCAAUCUUGUCCGGAUGCUAAUAAGACCCAAUGGCUAGCGCAAGGUGGAUAAGAGCGCUGAGAACAGAAGGGGGUGGACGAAGCUAGAGAGAAGAUCUCAAAAGACGCGAGAAAUUAGGACGCAAAAAGAGGAUGACAGCGCCAGAGGAGGGAUUUGUAGUCCGGGGAAGUGUCGGACUUUAGGUGUAUGCGCCUCCUAAAGGGGAGCUGGAGAGCAGAGGAGCGGUAAGUGAGCAGAAACCCUUCCAAACACCUGCGUCAAGACAGGUACCUGUGGAGGAAUCGAGUAGACCACAGGAACGCAGCGCCUCUACUGAGAAACUCCUUCAGGAACCCUCAUUGUGCAUCACUUUAAAUACCUGAUGUCAAACUUUUUAAAUACUUUAACUAAUCAGAACACUUUUUGGAACUGUUAAAAACAAUAUCCACUUUGUGGUUUAACUUCUAAUCUUUUUUUUUUUUUACAAUAACAAUCCAAAUACCUCAAAUGUGCACACUUUAAGUUUAUUUUAAAAUACCAGCACUAUUUAUCCAUGAUUGGGUAUGGACCAAGAUCUGACCCUCAUUCAGUUGCUGUCACACACCUGGAACCGGGCUGUCAUCCUGAGCCUCUGAGCUCCAACCCUCCCCAAUGAAGCAGUUCUGGUGGGCCCGCCUGGCACCGCUCGGCCUGCUUGCUGCUUGUACCUGCCUAGGCGUGGUCCAGGGAUGCGGACCCGGUCCUGGGUACGGCACGCGUUCCAGGCCCAGGAAGCUCACACCUAUGCGCUACAAGCAGUUCUUCCCCAACUUCUCUGAGAACACCCUCGGGGCCAGUGGCAGGGCCGAGGGCAAGAUCUCACGCAACUCCGAGCGCUUCAACCAGCUGGUGUGCAACUACAACCCAGACAUUGUCUUCAAGGAUGAGGAGAACACAAGCGCGGAUCGGGUCAUGACUAAGCGAUGUAAGGACUGUUUGAACAGGUUGGCCAUUGCUGUGAUGAACCAGUGGCCAGGGGUGCACCUGCGGGUGACAGAGGCCUGGGAUGAAGACGGCCACCACCCUCAGGGCUCGCUGCACUACGAAGGCCGGGCCGUGGAUAUAACCACAGACGACAGAGAAACAAAGAAGUACGGCAUCCUGGCCCAGCUGGCCGUAGAAGCAGGAUUUGACUGGGUCCAUUAUGAGUCCAGAUAUCACAUCCACUGUUCGGUCAAAGCAGACAAAUCUGAAGCAGUGGAGAGGGGUGGGUGUUUCCCAGGCUGGGCCCGGGUGACGGUUGCUGGAGGGAGACAGAAGACUCUGUCAUCACUAGCAUCUGGCGACCGGAUCCUGGCUCUGUCUGGGACAGGCCAGGUCGUGUAUAGCCAAGUCCUCCUGUUUCUGCACCGGGACCGGGAAAGCCGGUCUGUCUUUCUGUCUCUGGAGGCAGACGGUGGCAACCGACUGGUUGUGACUCCACAUCAUUUAGUGUUUUUAGACCCCGACUGUGGACGUGAUGCUAAUGAGUAUCGGGCUGAGUUCGCGAGCAGAGCCAGAGUCGGUGACUGCGUCCUCAUCAGCUCACCGGGGGGUCAAACGGAAACAUCCCGAAUCGUAUCUGUCUCUCUUACUGAAAGUGUGGGAGUGUUUGCGCCCCUCACUGAAGCUGGAACUUUGUUUGUUGACGGGGUGCUUGUGUCCAGCUACGCACUGCUGGAGGACCACGACCUUGCACACUGGGCAUUUGGACCUUUACGGCUUCUCCAUUCACUGAACCACUUCUUUUGGGGGGAAGACGUAAAAGGGGAGCAAAAAGCUGGCUCUAAGAGUGCAACACAGUUUGGCACAACAGAAAAAGUAAGUAUUCACAUGCAAAACAAUCUCAGUGAACCUCUUCGAGUGAAAGAUCAAGAGCAGUGCUCCUUGAAGACAUCCGAAAUACACUGGUAUGCUAGAUUACUCUACAGAUUUGCAUGCAUCUUCUUAGACUCCAAUAUUUUCCAUGCUUAAAAGUUGAAACAUACUGCAGGCCGUACCUGAAGUAAAGCUGCUGUUUGUUUCCUUCAGAUAAGAAGGACGUGAGAAUCUGGAAUUGCUGGUUGGCUUUUUACACUACUGUCUGUAUGCUAAUAUACUGUCAAUGCAUAACAUAAGGAGUCUGUAAGAUAUGUUGAAUACUGAAAUCAUUGGUCAAAAAAGAUUAAAAUCAAAUAUUACUGUAUAUCGGUCAGUAUUUGUACAGCUGUUAUUUCUUUUUGCAGUAAAAAAAAAAAGAAAAAUAUGAUGGGAUAGGAAUGAAGUCCCUGUACAACAGAAUCUUUAUUUUUGUACUUCAUGAAUCAUAAUAUAUAGAGUUUGCAUUUUCUUAUUGCUAUAAUAAUUCUACAACUUGUAUUGUAAGCACAGACUUGGUAUCAUAUCACCAAACGAAUAAAAAUGUAAUUCCGUAAAUGCAACAUUUGUAUUUUCUUUAGCUUCUGCACAUAUUAAAGUGAUUUCUCUUUGACUUGUUAAGCAAAAAGUUGCUGGAGGCUUAAAGUCCAUGCAAGGUAAAGAAGUUAACAAAAAGCCCAACUGUGCCACUCCUUGACUUUAUCGCCUUGACAAUAAAGGGUUUCCUCUGUGUGAUUUGCAACAAUUCUGGUUUGAAUUAUGUCAGUUUUAUGACUUUUGAGUUGCUUUUCUUUUACAUGUAUGCACUAUAUUUGUGUGGAGGGCAACAAAUGUCUAAAUCACGUGGAUUCAAUAUUUUUAGCUGUUGCAAAGUAGAUAAGAAAUGAAACAAUUUUCACUUGUUCUCCAGAAAAUGUCCUUAACUUGGAAAGUAUGAGGGCAGAAUGUGCUCUGCUGAGCAACCCGCCAGGAAAUAUGAAAAACAUUUUAUUUUGACUUUGAAAUGAAUUUUCAUGCUUUUGUGUAUGAUGCAUACUGAUCGUAAUACUUUUAUAAUUACUCCCAUUUUACAUUUACAAAAGCAUAUUUGUAUGCAUUUUUUUUCUUUUUGUUUCUAAUAAUUGAAAAGGUUUGGGGAAUUGUUGGUCCUAAAUAUACACCUGAGGAGAAAUUGUGCCCCCAGCAUGCACAUUAAACAAUCCAAACUCUUUUAUUUGUUACCAAGACAUAAUGCUGGAAAAGGUAAAUGAGGAUGAGGUUAUACACCCCCUUGUGGAGGAAUUGUGUAUUGUCACCCGGAUCAAAUAAAGUGGUUUUUCAAACAUAAAA